GCCUCUUUCGCCUGUAAUCCUUUUGCCGCGGGCGGCCGUAGUCGAACCCGCGUCCCUCCUCAUGAGUAGCGGCACCAGUUAAGAAACCUCGAAAGAGAGAAGAAGGGGGGAAGCGACCUCGAAUGGGUCAAGUGAGGGACCGCGGCGGCCUCCCCACCGCCCGAGCCGGCGGCGGAUCUCGCCGGCGGCAGAUUCAGAAGACCUUGAACAACCUGAAGAUCACCGUCCUCUGCGGCUUCGUCACCAUCCUCGUCCUGCGCGGCACCAUCGGCGUCGGCAACCUCGGCAGACCCGGCGCCGACGCCGACUCCGACCAGAAGGUCAUCGAGGACAUCGACCGCAUUCUCCGCGAGAUCCGCUCCGAUUCCGACCCCGACGACGAAGAACGCCCGCCUCUCGACUCCUCCUCCAACUCGACCUCCCUCUCCGCCGCCAAUUCCACAGCCACCGCCGCCCUGGCGGCGGCCAAGAACUACACCCUCGGCCCCAAGAUCUCCGACUGGGACGAGCAGCGCCGGCGGUGGCUGAGGGAGAACCCCGGCUUCCCGUCCCAGGUUGCCGGCGGCAAUCCCCGCAUCCUCCUCGUCACCGGAUCGCCGCCCAACCCUUGCGACAACCCCAUCGGCGACCACUACCUUCUCAAAUCCACCAAGAACAAGAUCGACUACUGCCGCCUCCACGGGAUCGAGAUCGUAUACAACAUGGCCCAUUUGGAUCGGGAGCUCGCGGGGUACUGGGCGAAGCUCCCGCUGAUUCGCCGCCUGAUGCUUUCCCACCCGGAGGUGGAGUGGGUCUGGUGGAUGGACAGCGACGCCCUCUUCACCGACAUGGCCUUCGAGAUCCCGAUCUCCCGCUACGAUGCCCACAAUCUUGUCAUCCAUGGCUACCCGGAUCUCCUCUUUGACCAGCAUUCUUGGAUUGCCCUAAACACCGGCAGCUUCCUCCUCCGCAAUUGCCAGUGGUCGCUGGAUCUUCUCGACGCCUGGGCUCCGAUGGGUCCCAAGGGGCCGAUUCGGGAGGAGGCCGGCCGGAUCCUCACUGCCAACCUCAAAGGCCGGCCGGCGUUCGAGGCGGACGACCAGUCCGCCUUGAUUUACCUGCUUCUGUCGCAGCAGGAGCGGUGGGGCAACAAAGUCUACAUCGAGAAUUCCUAUUACCUCCACGGUUUUUGGGCCGGCCUGGUGGAGCGUUAUGAGGAGAUGAUGGAGAAGUACCACCCGGGGCUAGGGGACGAGAGGUGGCCCUUCGUGACGCACUUUGUCGGGUGCAAGCCCUGCGGUAGCUACGGGGAUUACCCGGUUGAGAAAUGCCUUGGCAGCAUGGAGAGGGCCUUCAACUUUGCCGACAACCAGGUCCUCCGGCUUUAUGGGUUUGGUCACAGGGGCUUGUCGAGCCCCAAGAUCAAGCGGAUCAGGAACCAGACGGCAACCCCUCUCGAGGUCAAGGAUAAGCUAAGCCUUCAAGCUGGAAUAUCCAGUUGAUGACGAGAAUUGACCACCCAUUCACCCUAUUCCAGUGCCGCGCAAGGUCAGGUUUAUGUUAUUUGUUGUGAGAUAGGUUCUUCAACUUAGUGAAGCAUGUAAUAUCAAGCAUUUGAUGUUUACUUAUUUUGACAGCACCACACUCUGAUUUUUAUUGUUACUUUGGGAUUUCUUUGUGAAUGAAAAUUAAACAAGGAGGAGGAAAAAAAUUCUUUCUUCAGAUAACAAG
Molecule: messenger RNA, 1710 nt
Organism: Elaeis guineensis (African oil palm)
Lineage: Eukaryota; Viridiplantae; Streptophyta; Magnoliopsida; Arecales; Arecaceae
Product: probable glycosyltransferase 2
Biological process (GO): xyloglucan biosynthetic process
Cellular component (GO): endosome; trans-Golgi network; membrane
Molecular function (GO): hexosyltransferase activity
Source: RefSeq, a predicted model, not a curated record